AUGGCUCUACCGCCCCGAAGCCAAACCAGCAGCACCGGGCGCUCGACACCGCACAAUCUCAAUGUGCUCCAGCGCCGGUACCACGCGGAGUUUUACAAAACCGUCGCCAAGGUGAUGGCCCUGCGUGAAACCUACCUCCAAGAACGAAUCAUCUUCGUCAAAAGCAACGAAAUGGUGCCGAUCCUCAAAGGUCUCGGCGCAAGAGACGAGGAUUUCGAACUCAUCCAGAAGAUCAGCAACACUACCGGCCCCGAUCCCACCUUCGAAUACCGCACCGUGACCUCCGCGCGUUACUGUCUCGACGUCGAGACGCGAUGCCUUCAGCGCCUCGAGAAGGUGCCCUGCGGCCCUCGGACAGAGGAGGCCUACAAGCGCUACGACCCGGGGGUCCAACGGGAGUUCGAGGAGGCACCGCUCGAGAUGCAGGGGAACACGGUCGUCCAGGCGCUGAUGCUCUUCAAGGCGCUGGUCUUCCACAAGGUACCUAUCCUGCCGCGGGAGAAGCUGGACUACACGUCGCAUCAGUGGGUGUGCACCGUGCUCAAUGUGCGCAUCUUCACCGACGAUCGCCAGGGGGUCCAGGGCGAGCCAGCGCCCGGGGGCGUCCAUUCCGAUGGGUCGGACCACACCAUGACCGUGUUCCUGGGGUCGUCCAACAUGCGCUCGGACAGCGCGGUCACCUACCUCCACGACAACCUGGAGACGACGGGGGCGCCACUGUGGGAGACGAACCCGGCCCUGAUCCGCGCGCGGGUGCAGCAUCGCGACUUCCUCGACACGUUGAUCUUCGCCGACCACCACUACAAGCGAUGUGUCACGCAGCUGAAUGCAUGCGACCCGUCCGACCGGGCGUUGCGCGAUAUGUUGGUCGUCUUCACCCGGCGACCCAAGCGCGAUGACCAUGGGCUGGGUCACGCGGAGACUCAGGCGCUGCAUACCACCUGUCCGCUGCAAAUCCCCCUCUGGCUGCCAUGA
This is a messenger RNA of Aspergillus fijiensis CBS 313.89, 975 nucleotides long. RefSeq lists its product as uncharacterized. NCBI's taxonomy places the organism in Eukaryota, Fungi, Ascomycota, Eurotiomycetes, Eurotiales, Aspergillaceae. The record is from RefSeq and is a predicted model, not a curated record. Gene Ontology annotation, molecular function: dioxygenase activity. The coding region runs from base 1 to 975 and encodes 324 amino acids. The transcript has a single exon.